AUGGCUGAAGAAGUCAUCAAUGUCACGGCUCAGCCUAUGUCUGAGCCAGUACACAAUAUAUCAAAGGCAAUUUUUCUUCAAACUACCACAGCACAAGUUGUCUCUGGAAUAUUUGUAUGGGCAGCCCUCUUCAUAACAUGCCAACAAAUUUACCAACACCUGCGCUGGUACACUAACCCAUCGGAGCAGCGAUGGAUUGUGAGGAUUCUGUUCAUUGUACCAAUAUACGGCAUCUACAGCUGGAUCUCCUUGCUAUUCUUUAUGGGCGACUCGUAUUAUGUCUAUUUCUUCACGGUCAGGGAUUGUUAUGAAGCGUUCGUGAUCUACAGCUUCCUCUCGCUAUGCUACGAGUACCUUGGUGGUGAGGGGAACAUUAUGUCCGAGUUACGUGGGAGGCCCGUACGAGCGUCAUGUGUCAACGGUACCUGUUGCCUCAGCGGAGCCACAUACACCAUCGGAUUCCUGCGAUUCUGCAAACAGGCGACACUUCAGUUCUGUUUGAUCAAGCCAGUCUGCGCCUUCGUUAUUAUAUUCUUACAGUCGGCUGGCCACUACCACGAUGGUGAUUGGUCCCCAAGCGGUGGUUAUAUCUACAUAACCAUCAUCUACAACUUCUCGGUCAGUCUGGCGCUGUACAGCCUUUUCCUCUUCCUCGGCGCCACUCGAGAGAUGCUGAAACCUUUUGAUCCAGUGCUCAAGUUCUUUACGGUUAAGUCUGUCAUCUUCUUGUCCUUCUGGCAAGGUGUGGCCCUCGCUAUUCUCGAAAAAGCGGAAGUGAUAUCACCGAUAAUAGACGAAAAUGGCAUCCCCACAACAGCUGGUACGGUAUCUGCUGGAUAUCAGAACUUCCUCAUUUGCAUCGAGAUGUUGGCGGCCGGAGUUGCAUUGCGGUACGCGUUCCCCGCGAGCGUUUACGCGCACGCACGACGCGACCCACACAGAUCUGUCACUAUGCAGUCCAUCUCUAGCAGCCUUAAGGAGACAAUGAAUCCAAAGGACAUAAUGACGGACGCAUUCCACAACUUCCACCCUCAAUAUCAACAGUACACGCAAUAUAGCUCGGUGAUGCGCGGAACAGGAACGGGCAAACGAAGUGAAGAAGGCGCUGCAUUAGCUCCUCGUCCGCCGCCACAGAGAGUCGCCACCAUCAGUCAAGCUACUAAUUACCACGAAAAAACUACCUUACUCAGCUCUGAUGAUGAAUUCCAGUGA
Molecule: messenger RNA, 1212 nt
Organism: Pieris macdunnoughi
Lineage: Eukaryota; Metazoa; Arthropoda; Insecta; Lepidoptera; Pieridae
Source: the annotation of a GenBank genome assembly